AGCCACUUGGCUCAGGGCAGCGGCGGCCUGCCAGCCGGCGUCCGUCCGCGCCAGGGCCGCGCGCCGCGAGGGGCCCGCGAUGUGGCCGAGCCCGGGGCGGCGGCGACGGCCACGGGGCGGCAGCGUGCUGGCCCUGUCGCUGGCGCCCGCGCUGCUCGGGUGGCGCGGCUGCGCUGGGGCAGCGGGCGCCCCCAAGGGGUCGCUCCAGAGGCGCAGGCGAAGUACGCGCCUGGCUCCACGUUCGCAUGCUCAAGCGGGGAGCAGGUGCCCUACGAGGCCGUCAACGACGACUACUGCGACUGUGCGGACGGCGGGGACGAGCCUGGGACCGGCGCCUGUGCAGGGCAGGACGCCACGCUGUUCCACUGCGAGAACAGGGGAGCGUGCCGCAGCUGGUCUACAGCUCGCGGGUCGACGACGGCAUCUGCGACUGCUGCGACGGUAGCGACGAGGCUGGGCCGUCUCAGCGGCGGGCCGGCGCCGCCGCGUGCCCCAAUCGGUGCGAGGAGACGAGGGCCAGCUUUUCAAGCGGCAGCGCGAGGAGCAGGUCAGGAUGCUCCAGGCUGGGCUGAAGAGGAAGGCGGAGCUCGAGGCCAAGGCGAAGGCGGACCACCAGAGGUGGGCCGCGGAACUCGACAGGCUGAACAGCGCUCGCCCUGGCCUGGAGGCGGCCCUGCAGAGGGCAAAAUCGGGCGCCGAGGCCGAGAAGCCCCGUGGCGGGGCUGCGGCGGGCGGCUGUGCCGCCGAGCUCCGGGAGCUCGCGGUCCUGAGGGAGACGGUGCGGACGCAGCAGGAGGAGAUGCGGCUCCUUCGCCGCGACAUUGACGCCUUGAGGAAGGCCCUCGGGAAAGAGGGUGGGGCCAGCACUGCCGCCGCAGACACCGAGGCGGCGCCAGUGGUGUCAGAGUACGCUAAGUGGAUGGACGGCGCGGGCGACGGGUCGGGCGUCGCCGAUCAGGCUCCCCCAGAAUCCGCCGGGAAGGACGAGGACGAAGGUGAAGAUGGGCGGCCGCCGCCUUACAGGCAGGAGGACGCUGCCGAUCCGGAAGACGCUCGUGCGGAGGCCAGCGACCCAGCCGAGGGCUGGCUGUGGUCUCUGAGGGCUGGGAUCGGCCGCAUCUUCACCAAGCUCUCUGGAGGUUCCGCCGUGGAUCAGGCCCAGCAGAAGCUUGACAGCAACAGGCAUGAGGCAGCCGAGCUCACCAAGAAGCUGGAGCGGCUCAAGCACGCAGACGCCGACCACUCCGGAUUCGCGUCACUCGCUGGCACCUGCCUCGAGAAGAAGGACUCGCAAUAUACCUACGAGCUCUGCUUCUUCGACUCGGCCAACCAGGGCACUGUGGUGCUGGGCCAGUGGAGCGGCUGGGUAGGACCUCGAGAGGCGCGCUUCGAGGGCGGCGACGAGUGCUGGGGCGGCCCCGCCCGCUCGCUGAGGGUCCUCUUCCGCUGCGGCAGUGGGGAGGAGGUGCACGAGGUCACGGAGCCCUCGCGCUGCUCCUACGAGGUGCACAUCUCGCACCCGGGCGCCUGCGACCCAGGGGACGAGGCUGCCCUACUCGCCCCGCCCGUCCGGCGCCCGAGGGACGAGUUCUGAGGCCCGCCGAGGCCUGCGGCGUCCCGCCCCGCGGGGGGAAGGGGCGCGCGGGCGUACAGACCGUGCUCGCUUUUGCAGGAGAA
Molecule: messenger RNA, 1677 nt
Organism: Prorocentrum cordatum
Lineage: Eukaryota; Dinophyceae; Prorocentrales; Prorocentraceae
Source: the annotation of a GenBank genome assembly